CAUGGAAAUGAGUCAGUCAGGAGGGGCUUGACACGCUAUCUACACCUACUCCUCGCCACACCAUCUCACCCCUCCUCAGCCUCGAUAUCCACGUUGACAUCGCCCUCUGCUUGUGCUGCUUCUGCUGCUGCUGCUGCUCCACGUGAUGCUGCUGCGGCUCCACGUGAUGGUGCUGCUCCUGCUCCGCUCCUGCCUCUCCCCCUGUUAGCGCCGCCCCUGCCCCGAUUCCUUCGCUGGGCCCCUUGCUGCUUAGCUGCGGCGGCCUUGGGCACACCCUUGUCGUCCAUAUCCUCGUCCAUCUGCCCACCGUUGUACCGCAGCAAAUCGGCGCCCUCUGAGUGCUGGCUGCCCUGAAUGGCCGACUGCUGGAGCGACGAAAGGCCAGAAACGCUCACCUGACACACAAACACACACACACACACACACACAUGCACACAUCCAUUUACGCCGUGCACCCACCUCUCCCUGUGCUCCUUCCUCACCGCAUUGCGUUUCGACGCCGCCUUGGGCUUUUGCUUGGCGAGUGCCUCGAGGCCCCCCUUUGUUCAGCAGCACUGACUCGGAGGGAGGCUCUCUCACAGAGGGAGCUGCUCCUUACACAGGGACUUCUGCUGCAGGGCGGUCCUGUGCAUCUUCUUCUCGGCAGCGUACAACCGACCUGAACGGCGGACACAACAAGCAACGACAAUGCAAUGAACAGAUGGCCUGAGGUGGGGUGGUGUUCGCCUCUCUGAUGCCGCAGAGUGCUCCCGGUUUCAUUUCUUCACUCAUCGACCACCAGAUACAGACGACCCAGGGUCAAACUGAGGGGGGUCUGUUUCGUCUGACCGCCGGCCCGGCGGACAGACGACAUGUACCCCCUCUCGCGUGCUGGUAACUCAAGAUCGGGAUAGAAUCCCACAAGAUCGCCUCCAGACUCGCAUAACCUUUCACACCUUUGCUGCGUCUCGCUCCAUAGGAUGAUGACUAAGCCGUCAAAGGUCUCACGGGCUGCGCGAAAGAAAGGGUGUUGAAUAUCGGCAUAAGGAAAGACACCCUUGCGCAGCGGUGGCCGAUAUGCCGUUAGUGAGGGCAGCUGGAAGUGGGAGAAGAAGGCUCGGGGGGACGCGAUGUGCGUUGUGAGGCGCAUGUCUCUCUCAGUGGUUUUCUCUUGUUUCUCGUUUCCGUUCCGGCACCAGUAGCAGUCCAAUAGGCGAGAGAAGAAGAGCCCAAUUCUCCAGUUGAUUCCCCACCUGCCGGGCGGUCUCUUCUGUCUCGCCCUCAGCUUGUCGGCUUGGCUCAUAUUGGAUUGGCUAUCCAGCCAUCUGUCAAAUGCGGCGACGAUGGUCUCAAGAUUCUGGCCGCAGAAUCUGUCGCCAUCAGUGAGGAUUGGCUCCCUUACGAAGGUGAUGGGCUCGAGGAAGUGGGCAGUGGCCGCCGAGCCGGUUGUGAGAGCUUCGGCCGGGUCCUUAGCUGGCGGCUGCUGUCUCUCACCAAGCGACGGGACCUGCAUCUCCUGCAGCAGCUGCAGGAGUUUUUCCAGCCCGUCGAUCACACCAAUAAGAGCGGCCUUCUCGUGAUCCCUCGCGUUACGUCCACUCAGUAGCCGCUGAUGUCCUUAGGAUCAGUGACAUUCACGCCACUCUCCACAGCCGCCUGCGCCACAGUUAGCUCAUGUACAUGGUGCAGCGGCCUGAGUGGAGGUGCAGAUUCACAGCCGAUAGGCAUGGCUCCCAGCUCGUGCGUCUCCAGUUCUGAAGCAAGACGGCUGUGGAGCACUUCGUUUGUCAGGUAAGGUGGCGUUGGCCGUUCACCGGACGAGCCAAAUGCUGCCAGGGUGUCUUGAGAACCGCAAAGGGGCGGCCAUUGAUCUUUUUCAUCUAUCGUGUCUCCAAAGACGCGUAUCGGUGCCGAUAGUCGCGAAGGUAGCGGUAUGCGGAUCUUGCAGGACGUCCGUUCCCUCAGUGAUUCUGCCGUUGGGGCCAUAGUAACGAAAGUGAUGGCGUGGCUAGUACCGUCGAGGACGAGGUGAAGGUUGAGUAGUUAAAGGAGUAGCGGGUGUCAGUCAAAGUGGCCUUGAAGCCUUCAUAGGUCUCUCAGCGCCGGUCUCGCCCGAUUCUCUUUCCUUCCCACCAUUGCCCGAGCAGCAUAAUGCCAAUCGACAUGUGCUGCUCGACUGUGGCUAUGGCUCGGGCAGCAGUUUCCUGUCCCUGACAUGCAUUCACAGAAACAUUGCAAAAGCAUUG
Messenger RNA from Vitrella brassicaformis, 2225 nucleotides. The record is from the annotation of a GenBank genome assembly. Lineage: Eukaryota; Vitrellaceae.